GGGAGGGGAGCGGAUUAGCGCAGCGUUAGUGUCCGGUGUCCACAAAACGUUUGUACAAACAGGAGUGACUGAAGGAGACUUGUACAGGACAGGCACUCGUUUUCACCUGUUUGUCCUCUCCGCUCUGUCUCUCCGAGCUCUCUCUUUCCCAACCUCUAAGCAGCAAGAAUGUCUCACUCCGACACGGAGACACCAGAGGACGGACUUUACGGUUCCUGGGUUGAGCUGGAGGAGCUGAUUGCAGCUGUGAGCCGAAGGGAAAGUCUGACAGGACCUCAGGACAACAUCUCCUCCUCCCUGCAGGGGGAGCUAGAGAGAAUCCUCCUUGAGGCACAGCUGGAGUGUGAGAGGAGUAGAGACAGUCCUCCACAGGUGAUAACGCCACGGUCCACUGGUUCCCCAAGACCCGGCAGCGAGCAAGACAGUGACUGCGUCCCCAUACAGGAGGAAGCUGAGCGGCGGGCAGACACAGACUGGGUGUGGGAUUGGUCCAGCAGACCUGAAAAUAUGCCACCAAAAGAGUUUGUGUUUCAGCACCCAAAACAGCCAAGCUCCCUCAGCGUUAGGAAGACAGAGGUGAUGAAAAGAGGAAUUUUCUCCUCCGAUGUUCUCCUCAUUCUUGUUCCCUCCUUGCUGGCUUCGCAUCUGCUCACACUUGGAGUCGGCAUCUACAUUGGAAAACGACUGGCCACUUCCUCGGCUAGCACACUGUGACGUUGGCUGUAGGCUCGUGUUCCUGUUCGGUCUGUUCACUUACAGUCUGAUCAAUAAGGUCACAGUCCGCCCUUUCUCCCGCACUAAUUUGCCUCGUUCCUUCGUCGUGGGGGCAAACAUAAGACCUGCCUCUAUGUACCUCCGUCUACCCAGCAGCACUCUCUUUUUUCUAUCAGCAUUUAUUUGUUUAUAUGUACAUGUGGUAGGGCCCAAGGAGCGGAAGGAUGCUGGCCAAUGAGUCAGACUGUGGUCACUAUUACUCUCCAGCAGAGUAACACUGAUCUCAACCAAGUAAGGCAUAAUCAGAAGAAAGGGAUCGCCGAGAUACAAGAGGAAAGAGCAGGGGAACAAUGCAUCCUUUUGAUAAGGGGAGAUGAAAAUGGUUCGAUGGGAACAGAGUGUUCUGAUGAAAUGAGGUAGAUAAUACGUGCUAGCUAUUCUCCCAAUCUUUGAUAAAGCAAGAUGUCUGUCAUUUGUCAAAAGUAAUGGCCCGCUGUAUGCCUGAGCUGCUUAAAAGGGGUUCUUGGUUUUUUUUUUUUUUUUUUUUUUUUUUUUUUUUUUGGCUGCCCUACUGUUGAAUCUAAUGUAGAGACUUUUAGCUGGCUGGGUGAAUGUAGAAAUGGUUCUGAUUGUGCUUUUUGUUCCAGAAAGCAAUUAAAUAUUUUUUGACCUCUGACAAAGACAGUUACGAUCCCAUUAAACGUCACUCCUUCAAACCUUAA
Molecule: messenger RNA, 1436 nt
Organism: Fundulus heteroclitus (mummichog)
Lineage: Eukaryota; Metazoa; Chordata; Actinopteri; Cyprinodontiformes; Fundulidae
Exons: 6
Coding region: 169-714 (181 amino acids)
Biological process (GO): positive regulation of apoptotic process; mitochondrial outer membrane permeabilization
Cellular component (GO): nucleus; mitochondrial envelope; mitochondrial outer membrane
Source: RefSeq, a predicted model, not a curated record